AUGGUAUGGCUGGUUAGAUCUUCAUCAAACAUAAGCGAUGAGUCAGUAGUUUUGCUAGCCUGGAAAGCAAAGCUAACUUUUGAUCGAGAUUCCAACGUCUUGGGAGAAAAAUGGAGCACCAACUCGUCGUUUUGUAACUGGAUUGGAGUUUCUUGCAGUGGUUAUGGGAAAAGAAUCACUGCCCUGAAUCUUUCUUCUAUGGGCAUUUCAGGCACCAUCGAGCCCCAGUUGAGCAACCUUUCCUUCCUCACGGUACUGGACCUCAGCAACAACAAUUUCCAUGGCCAGGUACCUUAUGGGCUUGGCUAUUUGCCUCGUUUGAGGCUGCUCCAUUUGGAAAACAAUCAGUUGGAGGGAAUAAUUCCGCCCAGUUUAUCGAAAUGCCAAGAGCUUCAAGUCAUCUCAUUAUCAUCCAACAAGUGCACCGGAGAUGUGCCACCUGAGCUUGGGAUGCUAUCUAAGCUUCGUGUCCUGUCACUUGCAGAUAAUGGUCUUACUGGCAUUAUCCCAAAUUCCAUUGGCAACCUAUCAUUGUUAGAAAGGCUUCAGUUGUUCUCCAACAGCCUACAAGGAAGUAUUCCAAAGGAGCUUGGUAAUCUGCUGAAUUUACAGGAAUUGGCUUUGUUUGCCAAUCAAUUGACAGGUCCCAUUCCUUAUAAUAUAUUUAACAUCUCAAGUCUGCAAGCUAUAUAUCUCAUGAACAACAGCAUUUCCGGUGAUCUUCCCAUGGAUAUUGGACUUCGCCUUCCUAACCUUGUAGACCUUGCUCUAAGCAACAAUCAAAUUAAUGGAAUCUUGCCUUCUAGUAUAUGCCAAUGCACAAAUCUCCAAAAUCUGGCAUUAGCUCGCAACAACUUUAGUGGAAUUCUGCCUAGAGAAAUUGGAAGCUUAUCCAACCUUGAAGGGCUUUAUCUAGACCACAAUGCUUUCACAGGUACUCUUCCUCCAUCCAUGGGUAAUCUUUCAAAACUGUCACUACUUCAAUUGGGAGUCAAUAACAUGAUUGGAGUCCUCCCUGAAGAAUUGGGCCAUCUGCAAAAUUUGCAAAUCUUGAUGUUGGGCAUCAACAACUUUGUGGGAUCAAUACCACAAAAGAUCUUUAACAUCUCAACCCUGAAAGUUAUUGCAUUUCCAUUAAAUCACCUUUCAGGGUAUCUUCCAACAAAUAUAGGACUUCUGACUCCCAAUCUCGAAGGACUAUAUCUAACUGGGAAUCGUCUCAGUGGACCAGUACCUCUUUCUAUCACAAACGCUUCCCAGUUAACUGUUCUGGAUCUAAGCAGUAAUUUCUUCAACGGACCAGUCCCAAAAACAUUGGGAAAUUUGCAACAGCUUCGAAUUCUUGAUAUAGAAGACAAUCAGCUAACUAAGCAACCUCACUCUCUCCAAGAAAUUACAUUUAUCACUUCCCUGACAAGUUGUAGAUUUUUGAAAUACUUGUAUAUUGGGAGUAAUCCACUGAAUGGCAUCCUACCAGAUUCUAUAGGAAAUCUUUCUAAUUCUCUUGAAGCUUUCCGAGGAGAAAAGAGUCAUAUCAAGGGUAGUAUUCCUAUAGGAAUUGGUAACUUGAGCAAUUUAAUCACAUUUAAUUUCAGCGCCAAUGAACUCAGUGGAACCAUACCUCCAACAAUUGGAGGGUUAAAGAAACUUCAAAGGUUAUACCUCAGUCAUAACAAAAUAGAAGGAUCCAUUCCGGAUGGUCUCUGUUCUUUGGUACAGUUGGGAGAACUGGUUCUCGAGGAUAAUAAGCUCUCUGGGCACCUACCAAACUGCAUGGGGAAUCUCUAUCGGCUAAAGCUCCUUUUCAUCGGUUCCAAUAUGUUAAUAUCCAAAAUACCCCAGAGCCUCUGGAACCUAACAGAUCUCUUAUUGUUGAACCUGUCACAUAAUUCUUUGGAAGGCGAUUUGGCUCCGGAAGUGGGAAAUUUGAACCUAUUAGAAAAACUGGAUGUGUCUUCCAAUCGGUUGACUGGUAAUAUUCAAGCUACUAUAGGCAACCUGCAAAGACUAAAUUAUUUGAGCUUAUCAAAGAAUCGGUUCCAAGGCCCAAUCCCACAAUCCUUAGGCAACCUGCUGAGUCUGGAAUUCUUGGACCUCUCUUUUAAUGACCUAUCAGACGAGAUUCCCACGUCGUUGGAGAAACUUUUUCUCCUCAAGUACUUGAAUUUAUCAUAUAAUAGGCUUCAAGGAAAAAUUCCAGGCGGAGGACCAUUUGCAAACUUUACAGUGCAAUCGUUUUUAGGGAAUGAAGCACUCUGUGGUGUGUCGAAACUACCUCUUUCCAUCCUAAUGAGUAAGUCACUUGCUCCACCACAAGUUGAUCCACCAGUUCAAAUGGGAUAUAGAAGGAUUGUGCACCGAGAGCUUCUUCAUGCAACAAAUAACUUCCAUGCUGCAAACUUACUUGGAGUAGGGAGCUUUGGUUCUGUAUACAAAGCAACAUUAUCUGAUGGAGUGAUGGUCGCCGUGAAGGUUUUGAACUUGCAAAAUGAGAGAACACUUAAGAGUUUCAGUGCAGAAUGCCAAGUUAUGCGCAAUGUUCGACAUAGAAACCUUGUCAGAAUAAUCAGCACUUGCUCUAACCACAAUUUUAGAGCUCUGGUUAUGCAGUUUAUGUCAAAUGGAAGCCUUGAAAAAUGGUUAUAUUCGGACAAGCAUUUCUUAGAUCUCCACCAAAGAAUCAACAUUAUGAUAGAUGUUGCUUGUGCAUUGGAAUAUCUGCAUCACAAUUAUCAAGAGACUGUAGUGCACUGUGACUUGAAGCCAAGCAAUGUCCUCCUUGAUGAAGACUUGGUAGCAUAUGUUGGUGACUUUGGAAUUGCAAAGAUAUUAACUGCAAAUAAGAUUGCAAUACAAACCAACACCCUUGGAACAAUGGGCUACAUUGCUCCAGAGUUUGGAUUAAAAGGAAGAGCGUCAACAAGCAGUGAUGUUUACAGCUACGGGAUUAUGCUAAUGGAGACAUUCACAAGAAAAAGGCCUACAAAUAAAAUGUUUGGCGAAGAAAUGAGCCUGAGGCAGUGGGUGAAGUCAUCACUUCCAAAUGCAGUAAUGGAGGUUGUGGAUAAGAGUCUGCUUAUCAAAGGCAAAAUGGAUGAUUUGUCAAUGGUACGACCUGGUCUUGCAUCCAUUUUGAAAUUAGCUCUGGAAUGUUCCGUGGAGUCGCCGAAAAGGAGGAUUAACAUGAAACAAGUUGUCACCGUGCUCAAAGACGUCAGGAAUCAAUUCCUCUUAUCACAAAGCUCUUUGUGUGCUUGUUAG
Messenger RNA from Nelumbo nucifera (sacred lotus), 3261 nucleotides. The record is from RefSeq and is a predicted model, not a curated record. Lineage: Eukaryota; Viridiplantae; Streptophyta; Magnoliopsida; Proteales; Nelumbonaceae.